GUCUUUGAAUUCUAUAUAUCAGAAUUAGUUCCUAUUUGUUGGUCAAUGGUCAUUACUGGCUCAAGAUCCAAUGGAUGAACCUGAUUUCAAUGCCAAAUGACUGCUCUCACUCGUCACCUUGAUCAUGAUCAAUGCCGUUCCUUGUCUUGAACUCAUGUUAGUUCCUCGUAUGAUCAUCAUUUGAACUCAAUGAAUUCCAACAUGAAUUAGCAGCAAGAUCUCCCAGAUCUUUAGCUGCACUAUGGCCCUUCAUGAUAUCCCAAUGACAUUGAACCCAUUUUGAUACCAUUUCAGGGCCUUAAACAGUCAGUGAUCAUUCGGCGCGUCCGUUCUGAUCGUCUUUCUGUUACAUUGCAACGAUAAUCAUUCCAUUUGCUCUCAAGAGCCUCAUAGUGCGCUUGGACGUGUUCGGGUGUUCCAACACUGUUUCAAGCCCUUGAGCCUUACCUUAUUAAAGAAAUUGGUAGUCGAUUCUUUGUAGAAGUAGAGAAAACAAAGUCGCAUUACUUGCGCCACAAAAUGCCCGAUAUGAGUCUCGGAGAGAUUUCACCCAAACUGGGGCAGAAAUCUGACUGGCGUGACUGGCUUCGAGCGGUAACGCAAGAAGCAGACCGCCUGGACCUAGUCCAAUACCUCAACAACGUGCUGAACGGCAAUGCGGCAGGGGUUCCGAAACAACCCAACAACAACGACCGCAAGCUCCAGCAGAAUUGGCGAGAUUUGAAGAAUGUGAUCAUCAAGUCGCUCAAAGGUGCAGCCGAAGCACAUAUGAAGGAUCAGGAUACAACUGGAACUGUAAUGAACGCUGGUGAAGUGGUAACGAACCUCCGUGACGCUGGGUUCAGUCAAAAUGACCGCACAGAGCAACGAAUCUCUGCUAAAGCGUUGGAAGGGAUGCAUUUCACGAACCGUGAUUCUCCUCCAGACGUUCCAACAUUCCUGGCGAAGGUCAGAGAUGUCGUGAACCAAUCUCCGACCGUAUACCCGCCGGAAGUUGGUGUGGCUAUUGCUGAUCAACAAAAUGGAGCAAUCCUCGACAUUCUGCCAAAAAUGUUUUCCAAAGCAUUUCGACAGACAAUCGAGAGGAUGCAGGAAGAUAAACGUCUAACGUUCGUCCAAAUCGGUGAAAGACUCACGAAACGACUUCAGAGUUUGAUUGACUCUGGUGAGUACAAGAUCGAGAGUCCAUCUUUCGGCAAAGCUUUUCCAGCUGUCGAAGAUUCCGAUGAUGAAAACCAGAACAAUAACAAAACCAAGAAGCGCAAGCGUCAAGAUGAGAGUGAUGACGAUGGUAACGCAUUCGCCGCACUCAAGAAAACAACGAUCAAACGACUUCGCAAGAAGAUUCGCAAAGAAAUCAAGAACGAGGUCUACGCAACAAAAGGAAGUGGAAAGAGUAGUAGUAGUAGUUCUAGUAGUAAGAAAAACAAAGGAAAUGGCAAAGGUAAAGGUGCUAAGAACUCUAAUCCUAAUGAGGGUAUCCAGUGCGACUAUUGUCACAAGUAUGGACAUAAGGCGCACAAAUGCUGGCUAAACCCGAUGAGUCAAAGCUACCAACCUAACAAAGCCAUGAGCAGCAACUUCUUCAACAAUUCAUACAACUGUUGGCCGCAGGGUAACGCUAUCCCUCCGUGGCACCAGAACAACUAUCCACCGCAACAAAGUGGAGGAAAAGGAUUCGACAACAGUAACCCACAGCAGCAAUGGGGUGGACAACAACCACAACGCUGAGUCGAAACCAAUCCGGAAUGGAAUAGAUAUGGGAAACGAGAUGGACAGUCCCAAGAUGAAGAAGAAUUGGAAGAAGAUUUCGAAGAUGAAAAUGGAAGACGUUCGCUGAACUUUGAAGAAAACAUUGAGAAUAAAGAAUAUAGAAGUGAACUGUUUAGAGGUGAAAGCUAUAUGAUUGACAAUCGCUCAGGUUGCUAUCUAAGUGCAAAUAACAGGGAAAAUAGCAAAACAGUUUCACUUGUUGACAGUUGUGCUAAUAAGUAUUUGUCUAGCCAUCGUUCCGAUUUCAAGAAGAUUAGCUACCGGCUUUGUCAUAUUAGUGGCACUGCUGGAAAGCGAAGUGGGAACUUAGGUAGACUAAAAGAAAACAAAUUAGGAUUAAAAUAUGGCGUACACUUUGAACACUUACCAAAAGCCAUAGAUCGCAUUAUACCGUGGUUAGGUGAAGGAAACUGUCAUGAGAAGGGUUGGCAAAUGAAUUUCACAGAAAGUGGCGGAACGUUGUACAAUACUCGCUCCGGCCGCUCUCUACCCAUAACAAAUUGCCCCCAGAUGCAGUUACCUAUUCUAGGCUGUGACAUGUUUAGCAAAGAAGAAAAUGAAACUGAGGAGGAUAUAGUAUGCACUAGUAUAGAAGAAGCUAGACUUCAUUCACAAGCUUCAAGAUUAGACAUACAUCGUAGACUUGGUCACUUUCACGUUGAUGGCCUUAGUGUAUCUUGUCCAGAAUGUGAUCGAACCAAAGGUCAAAGACGCUCUCAUGCAAAAGUGAGACCCCCUGGACAUAUACCUUCUCCAUUGAAAACACUUGCAAUUGAUUUCGCAGUUGGUAUUAGACCAGUAUCUAUAAGAAGCAAAAGAUGUGCUUUAGUCAUUAUUUGUGAUUCGAUUAAAAUGUGUUUCGUUCGUCCUCUUUGCCUCAAGUCGGACUGCGUAGAGGUGAUUGAAGAAGUAAUAAAAGGCAUUCGCCAGGACUACUCAUUGUCACUCGACGACAAGGUGGUGUGGUUCAUCCGUAGAGAUAACGAACCCGUCCUAAGUAGUGACCAUAUGACCAAAGUCAUGCAAUCGCUACUGGUUUCGGAAAUUCCUGGAGUUCCUUACAACCCAGAAAUGAACGGAACUUGCGAACGUUUCAUGCGGACCAUUUUCGGUGCUGUACGUACCAUGUUGGUCAAAGUCGACCGACGUCUUUGGUGUUACUGCUUACAGUAUGCCGGAGAUUGUUGGAAUCGCUUACCGCAUCGUUAUGCAAAAAUGCCAGAACGUGAUGGAAUGAGUCCUGUCGAGAUACUAGAAAAGAGGAUAGGAAAGAAGUCCUCGAAAAGUGGUCUAGGUAUGUUAAGAAGAUUUGGUUGCUUGGUGUACUUUCGUGAACAGGUCGUAGACACCACCAACAAGAAAGAAGCAAAGCUUGCGUCACCUUAUCGGCGUGGUGUGUUUCUCGGUCUGUGUCCAGUUUCGUCUGGUUGGCUAGUAGGUACAUAUCACAACGAUGGGAGAACGAAAGCUGGCUUCAAGUGGAGUGAGUAUUCCACACUAGACGUAAAAUUUCGAGAGUCGAUAUUAGUCAAGAACAUUGAUUGGCUAUUGCCUACGUCGAAGGGCAUUUAUGUUGAUUAUGACCCGCUGGAAAACCUGCAGUCUGGCACGCCGUCGCUGGGUCCCGUCCUGCACAGACAUGCGCUGCAACGUAUGGCCUGUCAGCCGCGCUUCUCUGGCACGGAGUACAGCUCAGGCGAUCCAACCGGCAUGGAAAUGAUACUAGAUAACAAUGACAUUGGUGAGUUUUUCUGUGAAUCUUUGGACAAAGAGGAAGAUCCAAAGACCGGUGAUGAUUCCAACUCUGACGCGCAACGCGUUGAGGAGGGGAAUAUCUCAUCGGAGCGUGUGUCGCCUGACUCUAAUCCUGAAGCAAGGGAUCCGAGGACCUUACCCAUUCCACCAUCUCAACCAGGCAAAGUUGAGGAGGGGAAGAAAGGCCGAGGAAGACCUAAAGGGAGCAAGGAUAAGAAUCCAGGACAACGCAAAAGAAGAACAAAAGCCGAGCUAGAAGCAUUAAGAAAAGACAUGCAUAAAUUUGCCAUGCUAGCAGGCGGGCAUGAGCUGGAAGAAGGGGAGACCUUUCUCGAAGCACAUGUCAUGCUGUCAGUUUCCCAAGCCUUGAAAAGCCCUGACGCCGAGAAAUGGCGUGCAGCUAUCACCAAGGAGGAAGCUAGACUACUUGCCUUUGAGACUUGGGCGCCAGCUACUGACGAGGAGCUGCGAACCUCUUCUCAGGUAAUGCCUAUAGCAAUCGUUCUCACGGUAAAACGUGAUGGAACUUUCAAAGCUCGUGCUUGUGUGCUCGGGAAUCUUGAUCGUUCGGGGAAUAUCGACACCUACGCCCCUGUAGUGUCACAUGCUGCGAAUAGACUUUUACUCGUUUCAGCAGCGACGGACUCUGACUUCGUCAUCCCAUUCGACCUUGAUUCUGCGUUCCUUAAUGCUGAACUCGAUCGUGACGUCUUCUGCCGUCUUCCACCAGUGUGGGCGGAGAAGCAUGGAGCGGAUAUCGUCAAGCUUAAGAAAGCUCUCUAUGGGCUCAAGGACGCUCCACGAGCCUGGUUCAAGAAGUAUUGCGUGCUAUUGUCCGAACUCGGAUGGGAGCCGUGUCCUUCUGCUCCAGGAUUGUGGCGGAAAAAGAGCAAAACGCACCCAGGAAAGUAUAUGAAGAUGUCAGUCUAUGUUGAUGAUAACUUAGCUACUGGACCUGACUAUCACGAGUUACGGUCUGAGCUCGACCGGAUCUUUAGUCGCGCCCCUGGCCGACCUAUUGAGAUGGCAAAGCGAGUCGAUUCUCUUACGGGUUUCGAAUGGCUAGAGUUCGACUUUCUUGGUGCGAUUGUGCACUAUUGUCGGGAAGCACGUUCAGUGAAAAUCCUGAUGAAUGUGUACAUAGAGAAGACUAUACAGAAGUAUAAAAUAACAUUAGGUAAGCCGGUGUGGUCUCCAAAUUUCGACGAGUCUGCUUUGCUUGAGGAGGGGCUUAAGCUAGCAGCCGGGUUUCCAUUGCGUGAGAUUGUUGGCGCACUGCUUUGGAUAUCGACAACCGCAAGGCCAGAUAUUUGCGUCCCUGUGGCGACAUUGGCUCGGUAUGUCAGUAAGCCCGUUACUGAAAGAAUUGCAAAAGCCUGUAGAAAAGUGUUAAAGUAUCUAGCUACGACAAAGGACCAAGGACUCUACUACUCUCCAGAAAGUGAGGAAGAAUUCAACGAAAUUUACAAGAAGCUCCUACCAGAAGGAAGAGGGCUACCGUAUACUAACUGGCUCUCAGAUGCAGGAUUCGCAAACUGCAUAAAGAGCAUGCGCUCGACCAGUGGUUCGAUUGUGUACUAUCGGGGUUUUCCAAUCUGUUGGAAACGCAAUACCCAAACUGUGCGUGCAUAUUCAACUGCAGAGUCAGAGUAUAUAGCCGCGUCGGACACUAUUGUCAUGAGCGAGCUGCAUGAUUUUACAGAUUUCUUCAAUCCCUUACCCACUCAACUAGUGGAAGCGCGGUUUGGUAUAUCGCCAUCCCUCGACGAUGCCAUAUUGUGGAUAGACAACCAGCCCGCAAUCUCGACAGCAAAGAGUGAAGAUGCGAAGCCUAAGAGUAGACACUAUGCAUUACGUUAUUUAAGGGUUAGAGAUGCAGCUGAGAAAGUCGCUUUCUGUCCUACUCACCUGAUGAAAGCUGACGGACUAACGAAACUUUCAUGCUCAUCCACUCAACGCAGAUUAUUAUUACAUCACAUAGAGAAUCCAGUAAUUAGCCGUAACCAUGUUGAAGAUGAUAGUGACUCGGAAGAAGACGAUGCUGAGUCUGGUUCAAGUUCUGCUUCUUUGGCGGUGCUUACCUAUUCUAUCUUCUUAGGGUGUUAGGUCGUUGGUCAAAGGUGAUGUCAGUGGCUAUACAACGAAAGUGAUGGCUCUGGGUCGGAGCAGGUAACGCCAGACCGUGUGUGACUUUCGUCUUACUUUUCCUCCCCUAGCGAUUGAGGAGGGGUGUUGGUCAAUGGUCAUUACUGGCUCACGAUCCAAUGGAUGAACCUGAUUUCAAUGCCAAAUGACUGCUCUCACUCGUCACCUUGAUCAUGAUCAAUACCGUUCCUUGUCUUGAACUCGUGUUAGUUCCUCGCAUGGUCAUCAUUUGAACUCAAUGAAUUCCAACAUGAAUUAGCAGCAAGAUCUCCCAGAUCUUUAACUGCACUAUGACCCUUCAUGAUAUCCCAAUGACAUUGAACCCAUUUUGAUACCAUUUCAGGGCCUUAAACAGUCAGUGAUCAUUCGGCACGUCCGUUCUGAUCGUCUUUCUGUUACAUUGCAACGAUAAUCAUUCCAUUUACUCUCAAGAGCCUCAUAUUGCGCUUGGACGUGUUCGGGUGUUCCAACACUGUUUCAAGCCCUUGAGCCUUACCUUAUUAAAGAAAUUGCUAGUCAAUACUUUGUAGAAGUAGAGAAAACAAAGUCGCAUUAUUUGCGCCACAAAAUGCCCGAUAUGAGUCUUGGAGAGAUUUCACCCAAACUGGGACAGAAAUCUGACUGGCGUGACUGGCUUCGAGCGGUAACGCAAGAAGCGGACCGCCUGGACCUAGUCCAAUACUUCAACAACGUGCUGAACGGCAAUGCGGCAGGGAUUCCGAACCAACCCAACAACAACGACCGCAAGCUCCAGCAGAAUUGGCGAGAUUUGAAGAACGUGAUCAUCAAGUCGCUCAAAGGUGCAGCCGCAGCACAUAUGAAGGAUCAGGAUACCACUGUAAUGAACGCUGGUGAAGUGGUAACAAACCUCCGUGACGCUGGUUUCAGUCAAAAUGACCGCACAGAGCAGCGAAUCUCUGCUAAAGCGUUGGAAGGGAUGCAUUUCACGAACAGUGAUUCUCCUCCAGACGUUCCAACAUUCUUGGCGAAGGUUAGAGAUGUCAUGAACCAAUCUCCGACCGUAUACCCGCCGGAAGUUGGUGUGGCUGUUGCUGAUCAACAAAACGGAGCAAUCCUCGACAUUCUGCCAAAAAUGUUUUCCAAAGCAUUUCGACAGACAAUCGAGAGGAUGCAAGAAGAUGAACAUCUAACGUUCGUCCAAAUCGGUGACAGACUCACGAAACGGCUUCAAAGUUUGAUUGACUCUGGUGAGUACAAGAUCGAGAAUCCAUCUUUCGGCAAAGCUUUUCCAGCUGUCGAAGAUUCCGAUGAUGAAAACCAGAACAAUAACAAAACCAAGAAGCGUAAACGUCAAGAUGAGAGUGAUGACGAUGGUAACGCGUUUGCCGCUCUCAAGAAAACAACGAUCAAACGACUUCGCAAGAAGAUUCGCAAAGAAAUCAAGAACGAGGUCUACGCAACAAAAGGAAGUGGAAAGAGUAGUAGUAGUAGUUCUAGUAGUAAGAAGAACAAAGGAAAUGGCAAAGGUAAAGGUGCUAAGAACUCAAAUCCUAAUGAGGGCAUCCAGUGCAACUAUUGUCACAAAUAUGGACAUAAGGCGCACAAAUGCUGGCUAAACCCGAUGAGUCAAAGCUACCAACCUAACAAAGCCAUGGGCAGCAACUUCUUCAACAAUUCAUACAACUGUUGGCCGCAAGGUAACACUAUCCCUCCGUGGCACCAGAACAACUAUCCACCGCAACAAAGUGGAGGAAAAGGAUUCGACAACGGUAACCCACAGCAGCAAUGGGGUGGACAACAACCACAACGCUGAGUCGAAACCAAUCCGGAAUGGAAUGGAUAUGGGAGACGAGAUGGACAGUCCCAAGAUGAAGAAGAAUUGGAAGAAGAUUUCCAAAAUGAGGAUGGAAAAUGUUCGCUGAACUUGGAAGAAAACUUUGAGAAUAAAGAAUAUAGAAGUGAACUGCUUAGGGAUGAAAGCUAUAUGAUUGACAAUCACUCAGGUUGCUAUCUUAGUGCAAAUCAAAGCAAAACAGUUUCACUUGUUGACAGUUGUGCAAAUAAGUAUUUGUCUAGCCAUCGUUCCGAUUUCAAGAAAAUUAGCCACCGGCUUUGUCAUAUUAGUGGCACUGCUGGAAAGCGAAGUGGGAACCUAGGUAGACUAAAAGAAAACAAACUAGGAUUAAAAUAUGGCGUACACUUUGAACACUUACCAAAAGCCAUAGAUCGCAUUAUACCGUGGUUAGGUGAAGGAAACUGUCAUGAAAAGGGUUGGCAAAUGAAUUUCACAGAAAGUGGCGGAACGUUGUACAAUACUCGCUCCGGCCGCUCUCUACCCAUAACAAAUUGCCCCCAGAUGCAGUUACCUAUUCUAGGCUGUGACAUGUUUAGCAAAGAAGAAAAUGAAACUGAGGAGGAUAUAGUAUGCACUAGUAUAGAAGAAGCUAGACUUCAUUCACAAGCUUCAAGAUUAGACAUACAUCGUAGACUUGGUCACUUUCACGUUGAUGGCCUUAGUGUAUCUUGUCCAGAAUGUGAUCGAACCAAAGGUCAAAGACGCUCUCAUGCAAAAGUGAGACCCCCUGGACAUAUACCUUCUCCAUUGAAAACACUUGCAAUUGAUUUCGCAGUUGGUAUUAGACCAGUAUCUAUAAGAAGCAAAAGAUGUGCUUUAGUCAUUAUUUGUGAUUCGAUUAAAAUGUGUUUCGUUCGUCCUCUUUGCCUCAAGUCGGACUGCGUAGAGGUGAUUGAAGAAGUAAUAAAAGGCAUUCGCCAGGACUACUCAUUGUCACUCGACGACAAGGUGGUGUGGUUCAUCCGUAGAGAUAACGAACCCGUCCUAAGUAGUGACCAUAUGACCAAAGUCAUGCAAUCGCUACUGGUUUCGGAAAUUCCUGGAGUUCCUUACAACCCAGAAAUGAACGGAACUUGCGAACGUUUCAUGCGGACCAUUUUCGGUGCUGUACGUACCAUGUUGGUCAAAGUCGACCGACGUCUUUGGUGUUACUGCUUACAGUAUGCCGGAGAUUGUUGGAAUCGCUUACCGCAUCGUUAUGCAAAAAUGCCAGAACGUGAUGGAAUGAGUCCUGUCGAGAUACUAGAAAAGAGGAUAGGAAAGAAGUCCUCGAAAAGUGGUCUAGGUAUGUUAAGAAGAUUUGGUUGCUUGGUGUACUUUCGUGAACAGGUCGUAGACACCACCAACAAGAAAGAAGCAAAGCUUGCGUCACCUUAUCGGCGUGGUGUGUUUCUCGGUCUGUGUCCAGUUUCGUCUGGUUGGCUAGUAGGUACAUAUCACAACGAUGGGAGAACGAAAGCUGGCUUCAAGUGGAGUGAGUAUUCCACACUAGACGUAAAAUUUCGAGAGUCGAUAUUAGUCAAGAACAUUGAUUGGCUAUUGCCUACGUCGAAGGGCAUUUAUGUUGAUUAUGACCCGCUGGAAAACCUGCAGUCUGGCACGCCGUCGCUGGGUCCCGUCCUGCACAGACAUGCGCUGCAACGUAUGGCCUGUCAGCCGCGCUUCUCUGGCACGGAGUACAGCUCAGGCGAUCCAACCGGCAUGGAAAUGAUACUAGAUAACAAUGACAUUGGUGAGUUUUUCUGUGAAUCUUUGGACAAAGAGGAAGAUCCAAAGACCGGUGAUGAUUCCAACUCUGACGCGCAACGCGUUGAGGAGGGGAAUAUCUCAUCGGAGCGUGUGUCGCCUGACUCUAAUCCUGAAGCAAGGGAUCCGAGGACCUUACCCAUUCCACCAUCUCAACCAGGCAAAGUUGAGGAGGGGAAGAAAGGCCGAGGAAGACCUAAAGGGAGCAAGGAUAAGAAUCCAGGACAACGCAAAAGAAGAACAAAAGCCGAGCUAGAAGCAUUAAGAAAAGACAUGCAUAAAUUUGCCAUGCUAGCAGGCGGGCAUGAGCUGGAAGAAGGGGAGACCUUUCUCGAAGCACAUGUCAUGCUGUCAGUUUCCCAAGCCUUGAAAAGCCCUGACGCCGAGAAAUGGCGUGCAGCUAUCACCAAGGAGGAAGCUAGACUACUUGCCUUUGAGACUUGGGCGCCAGCUACUGACGAGGAGCUGCGAACCUCUUCUCAGGUAAUGCCUAUAGCAAUCGUUCUCACGGUAAAACGUGAUGGAACUUUCAAAGCUCGUGCUUGUGUGCUCGGGAAUCUUGAUCGUUCGGGGAAUAUCGACACCUACGCCCCUGUAGUGUCACAUGCUGCGAAUAGACUUUUACUCGUUUCAGCAGCGACGGACUCUGACUUCGUCAUCCCAUUCGACCUUGAUUCUGCGUUCCUUAAUGCUGAACUCGAUCGUGACGUCUUCUGCCGUCUUCCACCAGUGUGGGCGGAGAAGCAUGGAGCGGAUAUCGUCAAGCUUAAGAAAGCUCUCUAUGGGCUCAAGGACGCUCCACGAGCCUGGUUCAAGAAGUAUUGCGUGCUAUUGUCCGAACUCGGAUGGGAGCCGUGUCCUUCUGCUCCAGGAUUGUGGCGGAAAAAGAGCAAAACGCACCCAGGAAAGUAUAUGAAGAUGUCAGUCUAUGUUGAUGAUAACUUAGCUACUGGACCUGACUAUCACGAGUUACGGUCUGAGCUCGACCGGAUCUUUAGUCGCGCCCCUGGCCGACCUAUUGAGAUGGCAAAGCGAGUCGAUUCUCUUACGGGUUUCGAAUGGCUAGAGUUCGACUUUCUUGGUGCGAUUGUGCACUAUUGUCGGGAAGCACGUUCAGUGAAAAUCCUGAUGAAUGUGUACAUAGAGAAGACUAUACAGAAGUAUAAAAUAACAUUAGGUAAGCCGGUGUGGUCUCCAAAUUUCGACGAGUCUGCUUUGCUUGAGGAGGGGCUUAAGCUAGCAGCCGGGUUUCCAUUGCGUGAGAUUGUUGGCGCACUGCUUUGGAUAUCGACAACCGCAAGGCCAGAUAUUUGCGUCCCUGUGGCGACAUUGGCUCGGUAUGUCAGUAAGCCCGUUACAGAAAGAAUUGCAAAAGCCUGUAGAAAAGUAUUAAAGUAUCUAGCUACGACAAAAGACCAAGGACUCUAUUAUUCUCCAGAAAGUGAGGAAGAAUUCAACGGAAUUUACAAGAAGCUCCUACCAGAAGGAAGAGAGCUACCGUAUACUAACUGGUUCUCAGAUGCAGGAUUCGCAAACUGCAUAAAGAGCAUGCGCUCGACCAGUGGUUCGAUUAUGUACUAUCGGGGCUUUCCAAUCUGUUGGAAACGCAAUACACAAACCGUGCGUGCAUAUUCAACUGCAGAGUCAGAGUAUAUAGCCGCGUCGGACACUAUUGUCAUGAGCGAGCUGCAUGAUUUUACAGAUUUCUUCAAUCCCUUACCCACUCAAUUAGUGGAAACGCGGUUUGGUAUAUCGCCAUCCCUCGAUGAUGCCAUAUUGUGGAUAGACAACCAGUCUGCAAUCUCGACAGCAAAGAGUGAAGACACGAAGCCUAAGAGUAGACACUAUGCGUUACGUUAUUUACGAGUUAGAGACGCAGCUGAGAAAGUAGUUUUCUGUCCUACUCACCUCAUGAAAGCUGAUGGACUAACGAAACUUUCAUGCUCAUCUACUCAACGCAGAUUAUUAUUACAUCACAUAGAGAAUCCAGUCAUUAGCCGUAACCAUGAUGAAGAUGAUAGUGACUCGGAAACGGAAGAUGAUGAGUCUGGUUCAAGUUCUGCUUCCGUGGCGGUGCUUACCUAUUCUAUCUUCUUAGGGUGUUAGGUCGUUGGUCAAGUGGUGACGUCAGUGGAUAUAGAGAAUCGUGAUGGUUCUGGGUCAGAGCAGGUAACACCAGACCGUUUGUGACUUUCGUCAUUUCCUCACCUAGCGAUUGAGGAGGGGUGUUGGUCAAUGGUCAUUACUGGCUCAAGAUCCAACGAACGAACCUGAUUUCAAUGUCAAAUGACUGCUCUCACUCGUCACCUUGAUCAUGAUCAAUGCCGUUCCUUGUCUUGAACUCUUGUUAGUUCCUCCUAUGAUCAUCGUUUGAACUCAAUGAAUUCCAACAUGAAUUAGCAGCAAGAUCUCCCAGAUCUUUAACUGCACUAUGACCCUUCAUGAUAUCCCAAUGACAUUGAACCCAUUUUGAUACCAUUUCAGGGCCUUAAACAGUCAGUGAUCAUUCGGCACGUCCGUUCUGAUCGUCUUUCUGUUACAUUGCAACGAUAAUCAUUCCAUUUGCUCUCAAGAGCCUCGUAGUGCGCUUGGACGUGUUCGGGUGUUCCAACACUAUUCGAGUUCUAUCUUUAUAUCAGAAUUACAUCUUUGAGCCGUAUAUUAGAAUGUGAGUCUUACAACAUCUUUGAAUUUGAAGAUUUAUCUGAGUCAUCUUUGAAUUUGAAGAUUUUUGGGUGGAUUUUUCUGGUCCUUUGAAUUGUUUGUGUUUCUUCUUAGAUAGUAGUUUUUCUUUGUUUCUUUCUUUGCGUUUCAUCUUACUUUAUCUGAAGUUUUCUUCAUUCCUUUGAAGAUGAUAGUUUAGAAGGUCAAGGCCUCAACCGAUGGCUGAGCCGACUGAUGAGCCCGACAUCGGCACACUAACCUUGUAAAUUAGUAGAAGAACCUGCGAACGUGAACGAAUAUGAAAGUACAGAGUAUUUCUUCAUAAGAUGAAUUCCAAGCGGCGUAUCGAAGCGGGCACAGCGGAGGAACCUCGUCUG
Amoebophrya sp. A25 is the source of this 12276-nucleotide messenger RNA. NCBI's taxonomy places the organism in Eukaryota, Dinophyceae, Syndiniales, Amoebophryaceae. The record is from the annotation of a GenBank genome assembly.